Messenger RNA from Prunus avium (sweet cherry), 770 nucleotides. RefSeq names its product thioredoxin family protein CXXS1 (gene CXXS1). The record is from RefSeq and is a predicted model, not a curated record. Lineage: Eukaryota; Viridiplantae; Streptophyta; Magnoliopsida; Rosales; Rosaceae.
UUUUGGUCAAAUAUCUUCCAAAUCUCAUCUCAUCUAGCAGCAUCUAAACUAUAGAGUCGUAGACAGGGCUAUAGGUUGUCAAUACACUCAAAUAAUAAAACGCCAGCCAGGCAGUCAGCAAGUGAAGAAACAGAGGAAGGAAAACAGAGAUGGAUAGUCAAGUACAGGAAGCGCAGCCCAUAAAAUCCAGAGUCAUGAAGGUUGAUUCUGUGGAGACUUGGGACUUGUAUGUAACCCAAGCCACCAACCAAGGCUGCCCUAUUGUUGCACACUUUACUGCUUCAUGGUGCAUGCCUUCGGUGGCUAUGAACCCAUUCUUUGAGGAAUUGGCCUCAAGCUAUUCGGAUGUUCUGUUUCUCGCGGUUGAUGUGGAUGAGGUUAAGAAGGUAGCGACUCGACUGGAGAUAAAGGCUAUGCCAACUUUUUUGCUGAUGAGGGAAGGUGCACUGGUCGACAAGCUUGUGGGUGCCAAUCCUGAAGAGAUAAGGAAAUGGAUCGACGGUUUUGUUCAGUCCAUACGUGUUUCUGUUGCGUAGCAGCAGUGUGUGAUAUCACACGGUUUCAAGUUUGAACAUGUAAAAUAAGUGGUUGUGAUGGGUUCUAGCACAGAUAUGUGGAUGAUAAGUUUUUCUUUGGUUUGCUGUAUGGAUGUUGAACUUUGUAAAUGUAACAUUUUCUGCUUGUAAUUCUUUCUGUUCUCAAAUGUCAUCUUACAUGGUGCACCUUUGCUUGUGAUUUUUAAUAAAAAUUCUGACCCCCAAAAGAUAUCA